Molecule: messenger RNA, 4212 nt
Organism: Penicillium cataractarum
Lineage: Eukaryota; Fungi; Ascomycota; Eurotiomycetes; Eurotiales; Aspergillaceae
Gene: aarA
Product: L-aminoadipate-semialdehyde dehydrogenase
Exons: 8
Coding region: 1-4212 (1403 amino acids)
Biological process (GO): L-lysine biosynthetic process
Molecular function (GO): L-aminoadipate-semialdehyde dehydrogenase [NAD(P)+] activity; phosphopantetheine binding
Source: RefSeq, a predicted model, not a curated record
AUGGCUGUGGGAUCCGCUUCGCUACAGGACCGCCUGGAGAGGUGGGCGCAACGCCUGAAUAACCUCACUGUCUCUCCUCUUGCCAGGGAUUAUGAUACCCCAGCCGAUACCAAGCGGGCCAUCGAGGCCUUUGAGACCCUCGAGCUCCCCCAGGAGACUCAAUUGGCUCUGAAGAAGCUCUCCGGAUCUUCGUCAUCCGAGUUCACUGUUUUCUUGACCGCAUUUGUGCUUCUGGUCGCUCGUUUGACCGGUGACGAGGAUAUUGCAAUUGCCACAAACUUGGCCGAAGACUCCCGCCCCUUCGUGCUUCGAGUCUUCUAUGACCCUGCCGAAACUUUCAGCCAGCUCUAUGCCAAGGUUGACAAGAUCUUCAAUGAGUGUGCCUCCGAUAUCGUACCAUUGGGUAGCCUUCGUUCGUACAUUCAAGACAAGUCCAAGUCCGAACGCACUCCCAUCCUUUUCCGAUUCGCUGCCUACGAUGCCCCUGCCGCCUCACAAGAAUACCCCGCAAACACCUUCGAUAGCACUGAUCUGGUCAUCAAUGUGUCAUCUGAGCUUGGCGCAUACUACAACCAGCGUCUCUUCUCUAGUGCACGCAUCGCCACCAUCCUCAAGCAAUUGGUUCGCAUUGCCAGCAAUGCUGCCGCAAACCCAGAGGAGGCCGUGGGCCGUAUCGAUAUGAUUACCGAGGACCAGCUUGCGCUUCUUCCCGAUCCCACUGCUGAUCUCAACUGGUCCAAGUUCCGUGGUGCCAUCCACGAUAUCUUCGCUGAGAAUGCGCAGAAGCACCCUGAGAAGCUCUGCGUCGUGGAGACCAAGUCGAGCAGCUCCCCCCACCGUGAGUUCACAUACAAGCAGAUUAACGAGGCAUCCAACAUUCUCGGGCACCACUUGGUUCAGUCCGGCAUCCAGAGAGGAGAGGUUGUCAUGGUGUACGCCUACCGUGGUGUGGAUUUGGUGGUUGCCGUGAUGGGUAUCCUGAAGGCUGGCGCUACAUUCUCCGUUAUCGACCCCGCCUACCCACCCGAACGCCAGAAUAUCUACCUUGACGUUGCCCGUCCCCGUGCUCUGAUCAACAUUGCCAAGGCUACUACGGACGCUGGGGAACUGUCGGACAUUGUCCGUUCGUUUAUCAACGAGAAUCUGGAGCUCCGCACUGAAAUUCCGGCUCUCGCCCUCCACGACGAUGGUAGUCUGACUGGUGGCUCCAUCGAGGGCCAGGAUGUCUUUACCCAGCAGGUCGACCUGCGCUCUCAGUCUGUUGGUGUCGUCGUUGGUCCGGACUCAGUCCCCACCCUUUCCUUCACCUCUGGCUCGGAAGGCCGACCCAAGGGUGUUCGCGGUCGCCACUUCAGUCUGGCAUACUACUUCCCCUGGAUGUCCGAGACCUUCAAGCUGUCCGAGAACGACAAGUUCUCCAUGCUAUCUGGAAUUGCCCACGAUCCCAUCCAGCGUGAUAUCUUUACUCCCUUGUUCUUGGGUGCUCAGCUGUUGGUUCCAGCCAAGGAGGACAUCCAGAACGAGAAGCUGGCUGAGUGGAUGCGCAACUACGGUGCUACCGUCACCCAUCUUACUCCCGCCAUGGGUCAGAUUCUUGUGGGUGGUGCUUCUGCGCAGUUCCCGGCUCUGCACCACGCUUUCUUUGUCGGAGACAUCUUGAUCAAGCGUGAUUGCCGCUCGCUUCAGGGUCUUGCUCCCAACGUCUCCAUUGUCAACAUGUACGGCACAACUGAGACUCAACGUGCCGUCAGUUACUACGAGAUUCCGAGCUACUCCAGCCAGGAAGGUUUCUUGGACACCAUGAAGGACAUCAUCCCUGCUGGCCGUGGUAUGCUGGAUGUCCAGAUGCUGGUUGUGAACCCCUUCGACCCGACCCGUAUGUGCGCUAUCGGUGAGGUUGGUGAGGUCUAUGUUCGCGCCGCUGGUUUGGCUGAGGGCUAUCUUGGCUCCCCUGAUCUGAACGCCAAGAAGUUCUUGACCAACUGGUUCGUGAAGCCCGAGGUUUGGACUGCAAAGGACAAGAGCAGCAACGAGCCCUGGCGGGAGUUCUACGUCGGUCCUAGAGAUCGCCUGUACCGUAGCGGCGAUCUUGGCCGUUACACUCCCUCUGGAGAUGUCGAGGUUUCCGGCCGAAUUGACUCUCAAGUCAAGAUCCGUGGCUUCCGUAUUGAAUUGGGUGAGAUUGACACUCACUUGUCCCGCCAUCCCCUGGUUCGUGAGAAUGUGACUCUUGUCCGUCGUGACAAGUUUGAGGAGCCUACUCUUGUCAGCUACUUCGUCCCUGAUAUGAGCAAGUGGUCAGAGUGGCUCGAGUCCAAGGGCCUCACGGAUGAUGACUCAGGCGAAGGAAUGGUCGGCAUGCUUCGUCGAUUCCUUCCUCUGCGCAACGAUGCCCGUGACCACCUCCGCAGCAAGCUCCCUGCCUAUGCGGUGCCAACGGUGAUCAUUCCGCUGAAGCGUAUGCCUCUCAACCCCAACGGAAAGAUCGACAAGCCUGCCUUGCCCUUCCCCGACACCGCGGAACUCAGCGCUGCUGCUCCUCGUCGUCGCUCCUCUGCGAUCCAGGCGCUGUCUGAGACUGAGCAAGCUCUCGCCCAGAUUUGGGCUAAGCUGAUCCCCAACGUGACUGCCCGUAUGAUCGGACCUGAUGAUUCUUUCUUCGAUCUCGGGGGUCACAGUAUUCUUGCCCAGCAGAUGUUCUUCGAACUGCGUCGCAAGUGGCGUACCGUUGAUAUCAGCAUGAGCGCUAUCUUCCGUAGCCCAACCCUCAAGGGCUUUGCAGGCGAGAUUGACCGUUUGCUUGACGUGGAAGCCUUUGCGACCAGUGACAAGGCUGACCAGGAUACCAACGAGCCGGACGACGGCUAUUCAAAGGAUGCACGCCAGCUGGUCAACGAGCUACCCGAGAAGUUCCCCACCCGAACCGAAGACUUGCUUGCUACUCAGCCGACUGUCUUCCUUACCGGUGCCACUGGUUUCUUAGGUGCUCAUAUCCUUCGUGACCUCCUUACUCGCAAGUCGCCUUCUACCAAGGUCGUCGCCCUUGUCAGAGCCAAGAGCGAGGAGCAGGCUCUCGAGCGUCUUCGCUCGACCUGCCGUGCUUAUGGCUUCUGGGACGAGGAAUGGGUUAACCGCCUGGAAACCCCCUGUGGUGACCUUGGCAAGCCUCUGUUUGGCUUGUCUCAGUCUGUCUGGGAUGAUCUGACCACCCGUGUUGAUGUGGUUAUUCACAACGGUGCUCUUGUCCACUGGGUCUACCCUUACUCUACCCUCAGGGGCCCUAACGUUCUGGGUACUAUCGAUGCAUUGAAGCUGUGCGCUGCCGGAAAGGCUAAGCACUUUGCCUUUGUCAGCUCUACUAGUGCCCUGGACAACGACCACUACGUGCAGGAAUCUGACCGUAGCCUUGCUGCCGGUGGCAAUGGCGUGAGCGAGGACGACGAUAUGGAAGGCAGUGCCGUUGGCCUUGGUACAGGCUAUGGCCAGAGUAAGUGGGCUGGUGAGCAUCUAGUUCGCGCAGCACGGGCCCGUGGUCUGAAGGCCGGCAUCAUCCGGUCUGGAUAUAUCUUGGGUGACUCCACAUCGGGUGUUUGUGUGACUGACGACUUCCUGACUCGCUUCUGGAAGGGUUGCGUUCAGUUGGGUUCGCGCCCCAAUAUCGGCAACUCCAUCAAUGCCUGCCCAUCCGACUACGUCGUGCGAGUUGUUAUCUCGGCUGCUUUCCACCCCCCUACCAACUCCACUGGUGUUGUCCACGUUACUGGACAGCCGCGUCUCCGCUUCAAUGAGUUCCUUGGAGCUCUGGAGACUUACGGAUACCCCAUCAAGCAGAUUGAUUAUAUCCCAUGGGCGUCUUCUCUGGAGCAGUACGUUAAUGACGGCCAGCAUAACGACAAGGAGUCUCAGCAUGCACUGAUGCCCCUUUACCACUUCGUGGUUUCCGACCUGCCUUCCAACAGCAAGGCACCCGAAUUGGACAACACCUACGCCUCUGCCGGCUUGAAGGCUGAUGCGGCCUGGUCUGGCGUUGACGCCUCUGCCGGUGCCGGUAUUACCGUCGAGUUGAUCGGGUUGUAUGCCUCCUAUCUUGUGGCAAUUGGGUUCCUCCCUGCGCCCACCGUCGCCGGUGCCCGGCCCCUGCCCCCCGUGCCCAUUACGGAGGAGCAAAAGAAGAUGAUUCUGAACGUGGGUGGUCGUGGUGGUGCCGCCUAA